Molecule: messenger RNA, 1209 nt
Organism: Thyridium curvatum
Lineage: Eukaryota; Fungi; Ascomycota; Sordariomycetes; Thyridiales; Thyridiaceae
Exons: 4
Coding region: 1-1209 (402 amino acids)
Biological process (GO): proteolysis
Molecular function (GO): metalloaminopeptidase activity
Source: RefSeq, a predicted model, not a curated record
AUGGCCGAGGAACCGCCCACGAAGCGCAAGUGCUUGGGCGUUGACUGCGAGAACGACGCCAGCUCCCUGCAGUGCCCGACGUGCCUCAAGCUUGGAAUCAAGGACAGCUACUUUUGCUCACAAGACUGCUUCAAGAAGAACUGGGGCACGCAUAAGUCGAUGCACAAGCAGGAAAACAGUAUUUUGCACCACUUCAUUCCUCCAAAAGUAGUAUCUAAACCUGAUCCAGAAACCGGAUACUACAACCCCUUCCCCGCCUUCCCCUACACCGGCCCUCUGCGACCCGUCUAUCCGCUGUCCGAGAAGCGCACCAUCCCCAAGUCCAUCCCCCACCCGGACUACGCUGCCGACGGUAUCCCCAAGGCCGGCCGCUCUCUCGGAAGGGCGAACAAGAUCGAGAUCCUCGACGCCAAGGCCCAGGAUGGCAUGCGCAAGGUGUGCCGCUUGGCGCGAGAAGUCCUGGACAUUGCUGCCGCCGCCCUGCGACCGGGCAUCACGACCGACGAGAUUGACGAGAUCGUCCACAAGGCCUGCAUCGAGCGCAAGUCUUACCCGUCACCUCUCAACUACAACCACUUCCCCAAGUCCGUUUGCACCUCUGUCAACGAAGUCAUCUGCCACGGCAUUCCCGACAAGCGGGUCCUGCUCGAUGGCGACAUCGUCAACCUCGACGUUACUCUGUACCACGAAGGCUACCACGGUGACCUGAACGAGACCUACUACGUGGGCGACCGGGCCAAGGCGGACCCUGAUACGGUGAGGGUCACGGAGACGGCGAGGGAGUGCCUGGAGGAGGCCAUCAAGCUGGUCAAGCCCGGCACGCUGUUCCGCGAGUUUGGCAAUGCCAUCGAGAAGCACGCCAAGAGCCGCAACUGCAGCGUCAUCCGGACGUACGUGGGCCACGGCAUCAACACCAUCUUCCACUGCCCUCCCAACAUCCCCCACUACGCCAAGAACAAGGCGGUGGGCGAGUGCAAGCCGGGCAUGACCUUUACCAUCGAGCCCAUGAUCGCGCUGGGCAAGUACCGGGACGUGACCUGGCCCGACAACUGGACGAGCACGACCAUCGACGGCAAGCGCACAGCACAGUUUGAGCACACACUGCUGGUCACGGAGACGGGCGUCGAGAUCCUCACCGCGAGGACGGCAGACUCGCCGGGCGGGCCCAUACCCAUGCCCACGGCACAAAACGGCGAGGCCAGGGCGUAA